CCUUUUACUUGCAGCAACUAAAAGGACUGGAGUGCAGUAAGACUGAUUCAAUCCACAUCCAAAUAUAAGUCUCCACCCCUGCUGUAAGGCCCACAUCUAAAUCAGAACAAUGGAUGAGCAGUCUGUGGAGACACAGUCCAAUUCUGGAUUCGUCAUUGCUGACUAUGCCGUCUUUGCUGCCAUGCUGUUGGUCUCUAUGUCCAUUGGACUCUUCCAGGCCUUGAAGAAGAGUUCCAGGAACGCAGAUACUGAUGAGUUCUUCACCGCAGGUCGGAGCUUGUCAGCCGUUCCUGUCGGACUUUCCCUCUGUGCCAGUUUUAUGUCAGCGGUCCAGGUCCUGGGAGUUCCAUCGGAGGCUUCCCGCUACGGCUUGAAAUUCCUCUACAUGUGCCUGGGGCAGAGCAUCAACGCCCUGCUCACAGCUUACUUCUUCCUGCCUGUGUUUUAUCGACUGGGCUUCAGCAGCACCAAUCAGUAUCUGAAGCUCAGAUUUGGACGGGGAAUGCAGCUGUUGGGGAGCAUCCAAUUUUUGGUGGCCACGCUUCUUUACACGGGCAUCGUCAUCUACGCUCCUGCCCUAAUACUGAACCAAGCUACUGGACUCAACCUGUGGUUGUCUUUAAUUUCUACGGGGGUGAUCUGUACUCUGUACACAGCGAUUGGCGGAGUUAAAGCUGUGGUCUGGACCGACGUCUUCCAGAUCAUCGUCAUGAUGAUAGGCUUCGUGGCCAUUUAUAUCCAAGGAACAGUUCUGGUCGGUGGCCCCGCUGCGGUGCUUGAGAUCGCCAGGAAUGGAUCACGGAUUAAUUUUCAUGCCUUUGAGGUCAUCCCACAGCGACGCUACACCUUCUGGACCCUUACAGUUGGGGGUGCAUUAGUUUGGCUGUCCAUGUACAGUGUGAACCAGGCUCAGGUGCAGCGCUACAUCUCCUGCAGGACUGAGAGACAAGCCCAGCUGGCUGUGCUUGUGAACCAGGUGGGUCUGUGCACCAUCGUGGGCUCCGCAGCCAUCUGUGGCAUCGUCAUGUUUACUUAUUACGGCCACUGUGAUCCACUCAAGUCUGGAAAAAUAGCUUCACCAGAUCUGUACAUGCCGUACUUUGUGCUGGACAUAUUCAGGAAUCAUCCAGGUUUCCCAGGCCUUUUCCUGUCUUGUGCCUACAGCGGCACUCUGAGCACCGUCUCCACUAGUAUCAACGCCAUGGCCGCAGUAACGAUGGAGGAUCUGCUGCAACCUCAUCUGAUCCACAUGAGCCAGAAGAAAAAGAUUCUUCUCUCCAAAGGACUGUCCUUCCUGUUCGGAGUGUCUUGUAUCACAGUGGCUGGGCUCUCCUCACUCGUGGACCUGGGAGUCCUGCAGGGAUCUUUUACUGUCAUGGGUGUGGUCAGCGGUCCCAUACUGGGAGUAUUCAUUUUGGGAAUGUUUGUUCCGGCGACAAACAGGCUGGGGGCUUUCUUUGGAAUCGCAGCAGGUUUCUGUGUCUCCUUGUGGCUGGCUAUAGGUUCAACUCUCUAUCCACCUAAUGAAAAGACAAUGGGCGUCUUACCCAGCUACACUGACAGCUGUCCGGCUGGUAACGUCACCCUGUAUGGCCCCGACCUGGAACAACCCGCCAUCUCCACCCGUCUCCAUCCCAGCAACCAGGGUGGUCUGCACAACUUCUACCACAUGUCCUACCUUUACUUUGGUGCCAUGGCGACCAGUUCAGUGGUGCUGGUGGGGCUGAUAGUGAGUUAUGCCACAGGGCCGACAAAAAGAAGUGAUAUCAAGGAAGGUUUACUGUGGUGGGAUUUGAAUAAAAAGCAGGUGGACGGCCCUUCAGAGCACAGGGUGUCGAAAAUGUGUCCAUGUCUGCGCAAUGCAUGCUGGGAUACCCAGCAGCCACAGAAAAAUAAGGGACACAGGGCAACAGAUAACCCUCAGCUUGUGCCUAUGAAUACCUUACACACGGACAACUGGGAUGCCAGUUCCCCGUUGAAAGUCUCAACUAACUAAAGAUUGUUCUUCCAAAAAUCAUGUAUGGUGGUGGCUUCUCUGUUCCUCUGUUUCACUUCAAAACUUUCAAAGUUUUGUCCUUGCCUAUACUUUAAAUGGUGCUACACAAUAUGAGAAUAUUAGGAGUUCCACAUAGAGGCACUUGAUUCCUCUUCUGACAGUAAUUAAGAAUGUACUCCAAUGUCAGCAGGUGUUAUUUGAAUUCUUUAAAGCUCUUUCAUCGGGAUGUUAAUUCUGGAAUGUUCAGUAUCUGUAUGUGUGUACACCUGUGCUGUGUGCAGCUGGUCGUCGUACAAAUGUGGCACACCUGAGAAAUCAACAAUGUGGUCUCUUUGAAAGAAUAUUAAAUCAAACCUAGCACUUGACACCAGAAUCCCUUUUGAAAUUCCUACUGGUCAGAACUAGUGCUGCAGCCAAAACAUUACUGUAGGUAAUAUUCUAAUCCCAUUAUUUUGGCAUAAACAGAUUGUUUUUGUGUACUUGUUCACUUUAUAUGUUAAAUACAAUCACCAUUAGAUGUUCACACUGGAUGUCCAGUGACAUCACUUUUAUGAACUGGAGAACCUUCCAGUUGUCUUAGCAUAACCUUCUGAGGCCGAACUUCCUCAGCUCAGGGAAUCAUAUUCAACAAAACCCACAUCAUAGUGCACUUAUUUCACCACCUUUUUGUAUUAAAAUGUUGUAUUCAGAAAGUCGUUACAUAUAAACGGGACAACAGGUGACUGAGAACAAAGACAUUGGUGUCACUUGGUCAUUUAUUGCAUCUCAGUUUGUAACACUGAACCGGACAUACAAAACUAAUACAUUUACAGAAAAAUGUAAGUCUGUAAAUGUGUCGAAAUGCAAGUAUUUCUUGAAUGAUGCAGGAGUGUUGUUUCGGUGCUCAUUGGUCCUGAAGUCCAAGAAGCACCUGCGGCGCCGCGGCUUCACCAUUCAUCUGCGGCCCUGUUCGAGUCCUCGUCGGCUACAGCACAGUCCAAACGCUGGACACCGGGCAGCGCCAGGUCCCUUUCAUUCAGUUUCUCCAGGAACGACGUUAGCAGUCGUUUAUUUAAAUGGUCCGUCAGGGUUCUUUCCUCCUCCACCCGCUCUUUGGUGACACUUCUCCCUGACUCGUCUUCUUCUGCUUCGGUGUCUGCGCUGAGCUGCGGAGGCACCGAUCGAGGACUCACCGAGAAGCCAUUCGUCAGCUCAACGACCCCGGCCUGCUCCGUCAGGUUCACGACUUCCGGUACGGAUUCUGUCUCCAUUUGUGAUAUUAAUGUUGUCUGCAGGGCUGCAUUCUCCAGUUCUUUUAGGCGUUUACUGUGGAGGCAGUGAGCGGUAGCUUCAU
Molecule: messenger RNA, 3329 nt
Organism: Cynoglossus semilaevis (tongue sole)
Lineage: Eukaryota; Metazoa; Chordata; Actinopteri; Pleuronectiformes; Cynoglossidae
Gene: slc5a5
Product: solute carrier family 5 member 5
Exons: 17
Coding region: 110-1996 (628 amino acids)
Biological process (GO): sodium ion transport; iodide transmembrane transport
Cellular component (GO): extracellular exosome; membrane
Molecular function (GO): symporter activity
Source: RefSeq, a predicted model, not a curated record